AUGUGCGGCCGCACGGCCUGCUCCCUGGGGGCCGACAACCUCCGCCGGGCCUGCGCCUAUCGCGACCGGCGGGGCCGGCGGCGGCAGCCCGAGUGGAUCCAGGCGGAGAGGUACCGGCCCUCGUACAACAAGGGCCCGCAGUCCAGCGGCCCGGUGCUGCUCUCCCGCCGGCACCUCCAGCAGGAUGCCGACUCCUCUGAGCGGGUCCUCAUGGACAUGCGCUGGGGCCUGGUUCCCUCCUGGUUCAAAAAGGACGACCCCUCCAAAAUGCCGUUUAAUACCUCCAACUGCCGCAGUGAUACCAUGCUGAAGAAGUCCUCCUACAAGGGUGCUCUCCUCAAGGGCAAGCGCUGCGUGGUCCUGGCGGAUGGCUUCUACGAGUGGCAGCAGCACAGUGGGGGAAAGCAGCCGUAUUUCAUUUACUUCCCCCAGACCAAGGACGCCCCGGCGGCCGAGGGGAAGGAGGGAGACGAGGAAUGGAGAGGAUGGAGGUUGCUCACCAUGGCUGGGAUUUUUGACUGCUGGGAGCCACCGGCGGGAGGAGAAAUGCUGUACACUUACACCAUCAUCACUGUGGAUGCCUCCAAGGACGUGAGCUUCAUCCAUCACAGGAUGCCAGCCAUCCUGGAUGGGGACGAGGCCAUCAGGAAAUGGCUGGACUUUGCUGAAGUGCCAGUCCAAGAAGCGGUUAAACUCAUCCAGCCCACAGAGAACAUAAUUUUCCACCCAGUGUCCACUUUUGUCAACAGUGUCCGCAACAACGCACCCGAGUGUCUCACACCCAUCGAGCUGGGAGCCAACAAGGAGGUCAAAGCCACCCCAAGCAGCAAAGUGAUGCUGAGCUGGUUAAAAAACUCCCAGGAGGGCUCUCCCCAGAAGAAAGAAAAUGAUUUGCCCAGGUGGACAAGUCAGUUCAUCCACAGCCCUUCGCCCAAGAAAACCAGCGCAGAUAUCCUGCAGCAGUGGCUGGGGAAGGAGGGAGAGCCGGCUGCGAAGAAGUGCAAGGCUUAGGCACCAGCUGGGAUGGCUGGCCAUCCUUUUUCCUCCUGAUUUUCUUAAACAGAAUGAGGAAUGUUUUUUUUGGAAGGCUUUGCAGACUGGUGUUGAGAUUCUCCAAGCCUCUCAGGUGUUGAUCCUAUGCGCUAGGUUGUUGUCUGUGCUCUUUAUGUUUUGUUAAAGGUUGGUGUUUGUCUUUAAGGGUUUUGGCUUUGUCUUCUGCUGACGGGAAUGAAUAUAACCUGCUGGCCUCCCUCCCUGCCAGUCACUUGUGCCAAGCGAAGAUAAAGCUCUGAGAAGCAUCUCAGCCUGCCGGGGAGGAGUAGCUUCUGCCUUCUGACAGUGUUCAUAGUUCAUGUCUCCUUCUGUUUUCUUUUCUUUUCUCUUUUUUUGGUAUUAAACUGAUACCUGUUUUCCAUUUAAUUCCAUAUUGAUUCUGUACAAAUUCCUUUCUAAUACUCUCGCCCUCAAAAGUUGGCUGCACCAGCGUUGCCACGUGCAUUCGUGGCUCCUAAACAGGGAGAUGUUUAAGCGGUGCCUGGGAGGAACCGGACUUUGCUUGGGUUUCCCUGCGGGCAGUGGGGUGGGACAGCGUGUCUUGGUCACGUUGUUUGUACAAUCAUUUUGUUAAUGGGAUUUGAAGACUUAGAGAGGAUUUUCUUGAUCUGCGAUGUGCUCUGCCUUGUUCAUAAAGGUCAUUCAUUAAAGCACAGAUAACUAAAGUGCCGUUACAGAACAGCAUAGGGCAGUUGUUUUUGAGGUCAGAGAUUUUGUAAACCAAGCCAGAUGUUACAGACCAAAAGCCUUACGUGGUGGGACCCUUGCUGGAAAGCAGUACUUCAUUUGUAUUGGAAACAUUAAAAUGGGAUUAACUGGUUGACUGCGGAA
Messenger RNA from Gymnogyps californianus (California condor), 1884 nucleotides. RefSeq names its product 5-hydroxymethylcytosine binding, ES cell specific (gene HMCES). Bases 1 to 1011 code for a protein of 336 amino acids. Gene Ontology annotation, molecular function: single-stranded DNA binding. The transcript is spliced from 7 exons. Lineage: Eukaryota; Metazoa; Chordata; Aves; Accipitriformes; Cathartidae. The record is from RefSeq and is a predicted model, not a curated record. Gene Ontology annotation, biological process: DNA damage response.